This is a messenger RNA of Scleropages formosus (Asian bonytongue), 4483 nucleotides long. RefSeq names its product KIAA0319 ortholog. Gene Ontology annotation, cellular component: cytoplasmic vesicle; plasma membrane. The transcript has 21 exons. NCBI's taxonomy places the organism in Eukaryota, Metazoa, Chordata, Actinopteri, Osteoglossiformes, Osteoglossidae. The coding region runs from base 250 to 3456 and encodes 1068 amino acids. Gene Ontology annotation, biological process: neuron migration. The record is from RefSeq and is a predicted model, not a curated record.
CGAAGACGACGACGACGACGACGAUGACGACGACGAUGCCGCCGUCCCUUUGAGACCUGGACCAGGCUCCGCUCAGGAGGAUGGACAAAUUCAUCUAAAGGGCCACAUUCCACCCCUGCAGCAGAGUCGAGCCCAAAGGUGACUCUUCCACUGUUGGUGCUGUUCCUGGGUUUUCAAGAUUGCAAUCCUGGUCCUGACCCUCAGGGCUGAGGUGAGCGAAGCAGCGUGUUGCAGCGGCCAAAUGAGAGAAUGGAGCUGAAGAAGGCAAGCGGCACUUCUCCCAGAAUCUGCAGCAUCAUGGAAGUGGCGCCGUGCAUGUUUCUUAUCCUCCUUGUGCAGCAUGUGGACGCUGCAGUUGGUGACCAGUGCUGGCAGGGGGUGACGUUCUCAGAGACCAUCAUCUCUCCCAACCUGAAGAGCGGCAACAUCCUGCGGGUGCCGGAGGCGCCGUCGAACGCGCAGUGUGCCGAGGCCUGCUGCGAGCUGCCCAGCUGUGAUCUGGCCUGGUUCUUCGAGCGCCGCUGCUACGUGCUGAGCUGCCUGCACUCGGACGACUGUCAGCCCCGGCAGCGGCCCGGCGCCGACUCCCACGUCACCUUCCUGCGGCGCGGCCUGCCCCCGGCGCUCGUGCUGCAGUCCCUGGUGCGCGGGCAGCCCUACGCGGGUCGCUGGAGACCCCUCCCUCAACCCAAAGGAGCCGCCACCCUCAAGGACCUGGCUCUCUUCAGUGGGAUUCGGGACUUCGACGACCUCGGCCCCGUCGAUGCGGAAUACCCGGAAGGCUACAGGAGCAUGGAGGACAGUGGCGGUGUCGGCUCCGAAGGGAGAGCCGGGGCUGAACCGGUCAAGGUUCAGCAGAAGGAGAGUUCCGGAUAUCUGGAUUGGCCGACGGUGCUCGGGAGGGAGGGGCUCAACCUUUCGGAGGCAGUGGGAGGAGUGGUGGACAGGGACUCUCUGCAGGACAUGUCCCCGGAUGACCUGCCUUUGCAUAGCCCCUCCCCUACGGACAUAUAUGAAGAUGGGGUGCCGCCCACCGUCCCAAGCCCCGCCCACAGCUCAGUGCCAUCGCUACUCCAGGACCUUGGCAACAGCAGACUCUCUCAGAACGACUCCUCCUCCAGCAGUGCCCCGCCCACAGCUCCGCCUCCAAACAGCACCUCUGACCCCACCUCUCAGGGCCAUAUAAGGACUUCCCUUCCAACUGAGACCCCACCCCCUGCAGCCACUACAGCCCCACCCACUGCUGCCCCACAGCAAGUGAGAACCCUGCUGGUUUCGGUGGGAGACCCUGUGCAGGUGACACUUCCCUUGAGCACAGUGGAACUGGAGGCUUCUGUGACCCCUGAGCCCCAGACAGGCACCUACGAAUACGAGUGGAGUUUGCGCCGUUUUCCACCCGGCCACCGGGGGGCGAUAGAGGGCCAGCACAGCAAGUCGCCGAAGCUCUCCGGGCUCUCUGCAGGUGAAUAUGUGGUGAAGGUGACUGUGACCGGGGACCACGCGUACGGAGAAGCACUGGUGAACAUCACCGUAAGGCCUGCUGCUCGCGUGAACCGGCCCCCUACUGCAGUGGCGUCCCCCCAGACGCAGGAAGUCCUGCUCCCGGCCUCGUCCGCCACCAUCGACGGCAGUCGAAGCACAGACGAUGCUGCGGUGGUGGGGUACCGCUGGGAGCAGCUGGGGGGUCCGGUGCUGGAACGCGGGAUCCAGGUGGACACGCCCUCGCUCCACCUAUCCCAUCUGCAGCCAGGGGAGUACGCUUUCAGGUUCACCGUAACAGAUUCGGAGGGGCUGGCCGACUCGACCGUGGCCACCGUGAAGGUUGUGAAGCCUGCAGACCACCCCCCAGUGGCUGACGCGGGGCCCAAUCAGACGGUCUCGCUGCCCUCUGACCACGUGACCCUGUACGGGAACCGGAGCGACGAUGACCACGCAGUCGUCGACUACCUGUGGACGCUGGAUCCCAACAGCCAGGCCAAGGAGGUGACCAUGCAGGGUACGAGGACUCCAUUCCUCCAGCUCUCGGACCUCCGUGAGGGGGUCUACACCUUCAAGCUGACCGUCACGGAUUCUGCCGGCCAGCAGUCCUCCUCCACAGCCUUUGUGAUUGUUCAACCAGGGAGCAAUGGUGCCCCCCGGGCCGCGGUGGGUCCCGACAGGCAGCUCACCCUCCCCGUGAGCGUCGCCCAGCUAAACGGGAGCGCCAGCACAGAUGACCAAGGCAUCACGAGGUUCCACUGGGAAGCCGUCAGCGGUCCUCCCGGUCUGAAGAUCGAGCACGCUGACAAAGCCAUCGCCAUAGCAACUGGCUUCCGGACAGGGAGCUAUACCUUUCGACUAACUGUGGAGGACCAGCAGGGGGCGACAGACAGCGCCUUCCUCAACAUCACGGUCCGAGGUGAAAGUUCUCCCCCAGUGGCACAUGCUGGAGGCAGCCACACUCUCGUCCUACCCAACAACUCCCUUGUCCUGAGAGGAGGUGCGUCCAGCGCAGACCCGGCUGCCGUGUCUUUCUUGUGGGUGCGGGACGGACAGAGCCCCGCGGCGGGGGACGUCCUGUACGGUUCGGAGAGCUGGCCCUCCUUGCACCUGGCCAACCUGGUGGAGGGUACCUAUCUGUUCCAGCUGCGCGUGAGCGACGCCCAGGACCGUUCGAGCUCGGCCACGGCCAGCGUGGAGGUGCUUCCUGACCCCAGACGACAGACCGAGGUGGAGCUGGAGCUGCGAGUGCCCCUGUCCCAGGUGAGCUGGCAGCAGAGGGACACACUGAGGAGGCAGAUCGCCGCCCUGCUGCACGUGCCGGACACGGACGUGGAUCUGCGAGGGCUGCGCGCCGCCUCAGAGAUCAGCACGGUGCUCCAGCUCUGUGUGGGAUCCCCGGGGAAAUCAGUCGCGGCCCCUCAGCUGGCACGGCGGCUGCGGACACUGCUGCUCCAAGAGAGGGCUGACCUGCUGCUCUUCCGGGCACUCCGUGUGGAACCUACAGUGUGCCUGCUGAGCUGUUCAGACCACGGUCGCUGCGACCCCCUCACCAAGCGCUGCGUCUGCGAGCCGUUCUGGAUGGAGAACCCAGUAUGGCGCCUCCUACAGGACAGUGAGAGCAACUGCGACUGGAACGUCCUCUAUGUCAUCGUCUCCUCCUUUGCGGGCGUCGUCCUGAUCCUCUCGGUCGGCUGGGCCUGCGUCUGUUGCUGCAAAAGGAGGAAACGAACGAAAGUGAGGAAGAAAACCAAGUACACCAUUCUGGACAAUAUGGAUGAUCAAGAGAGAAUGGAGCUGCGGCCAAAAUACAACCUAAAACACCGGAGCACGGAGCACAACUCCAGCCUCAUGAUGUCCGAGUCGGAGUUCGAGAGCGAUCAGGACACCAUCUUCACCCGCGAGAGGGGCAAGAACCGGUCCAACGGCGCCACCAGGAACGGAGACGCCUUCGGCACCCGGCCCGUGGACGGCUGACGACGGGGAACUCGUCCAACCUCGGCGGCAGAGGACCGUCCAUCCAGAGACCCACUGAGACACGGUGGACACGGCUCGUGCGAACCGGACCCUUCCCAGAAUGCCCUGGGAGCGCUGACUGAUGAAUGUAGAUAAAACGCCAGCUGGCAGGUCCCGAUACCUUUUUAUUGCUCUUAACUGCUAAUCACUUGUAAUGUUUGAAGAAAAUUCAGGUCUGUCCACUGGCGGGCUGCUGUUCAGGAACUAAGCUGUGAAAGAGUGAGUUUUGGGGGUCGUGUUGGACGCAGACGAUGAGACCCGUCGGCAGGGAAGAUGAGCGAAGACAGAAUGAGUAUCGAAGGAAUGAAUAUUGAUCAUAUACGUGUAGGGCUACUCUUUAAAUAUCUGUUUGCACUCAUGAUGGAAGUGUAAUGAGACCAGCGGCAAGACCUUGAUGGAUUCAGGACUUCGGAGGAGCCUCGAGGACUUGAAUCACGCACUGUAGACGGGCCCGUGCUCCAAGGCCAGCCUGUGACGUGACCCUUUUCCAAGAGAAUGUGGCUUCAUGUCAACUCCAUGGAUGGUGAAGAAGCCUAGUAGGAGGAGCAUGUUGCUUUCAACACCCAUGCUGCUGCUGCUGCUGCUUCGAAACAGAGGCAUUAUGGGAGAGCGAUGCGCUGGACUAACAAGAGAUGAUGGAGAAGGGCGUUAAGAGCUCGAAAAACGGGUUCAGGUGACCCGAUGUUUACAGAUGUAACCCGAGCAUUAGAAUUUCUGAACACGUGCAAAUAAGUCAUGAAAUAUUAAUAUCAACGCUAACCUAAUAUUUCUGAAAUAUAUAACCCCCCCCCUCCCCAUGGUGUCCAUUGGUGGCCACCACUCUUGCAGUGCAGUUUGAACAUUUACCAGUGGACUGCGGUACUGCUCACGUCUCACUGCCCUGCUGUACUUGUCUCGGUGUGCUUUUUCGGAUUUUUCUUUAAAUAGAAAUGCAUAGAGGUGCUUGAUUCGUAAAUCUAUUCAAUUAAAAACUAACUGGCUCCCAUCA